UCAAUUGUUGAUUUGUUUCCGUCAAACUUUGGUAAGAUUAACUGCCGAUUAAUCCUACUUUUUAUAAACAUUUGUCUAUGCUGUUGUACAUUGGACAGCUAAAUACCCUUAAUCAAAAUGAAAAUUCAAAGCUCUAUCUGCAUCACAAUAAUCACAAUAACUUUUAGUUUGAUCCAACAAACUGUCGCUCAAAGAGUCUUUUUACGUAAUUUAACCCAAUCAGUUGUUUUACCUUGUCUUUUCCGUGUUUGUUACCCAGAUGUGGGCUGCUUCUCGCCCGAGACCUUUGAAUUGGUUCCAAUUUUACCUCCAGUGGCUGUGUGUCCACAUUCACCAUCUUUCAUUAGACCAAAAUAUCAACUUUACACAGCUAAUGAGCCACGAAAAGCUAAACCUUUGACAGAACUGCCAAAUGGUGUUCCACUUGGAAUAUCAGUUCAUGGAUUUACACCAACAGCCAAUUCUUCAUUUACUCAACUAAUGAAGGAAUCACUGCUCAGAGUGCGUCCUUAUGUUAUGACAAUUGAUUGGGAUCGAGGAGCUAAAAAUGGUGACUAUGCUGGCUCAUUUACAAUACCAAUUUUGGACGGUGUAAUAGCAGCAAUUAACUUACAAAUGGUGGGUCGAGUUUCAGCCAAUGUCAUCAACACCCUCAUCCAUGAACGCAAUCUUAACCCUAAAGACAUUUACUAUUACGGACACAGUUUUGGUGCUCAAAUGGGUCAUCAUGUCUCGUAUUGGUUAAGGAAAACUCAUGGAAUUAAAAUGGGAAGAAUGACAACUCUGGAUCCUGGCGCUCCCUUCUUCUAUGGUCAUCCUGAACGAUCAUUGUCACCUGAUGAUGCCGAUUACACUGAUUGCAUCCAUUCAUCCAUUUACUUUCAAUUAGCUGUUCCUCACACAGUCGGUUAUUAUCUUCCAGUGGCUCAUAAAGAUUUUUAUCCCAAUGGUGGAGGUGAUCUUCUUUGGGCCAUGCCUGGUUGUGGUGGUAACUUCUUAGCUUGGUGUUCGCACUUUAAGGCCUUAAUUUAUUAUGAUGCUGCGAUUGGCAGUUCCUGUCCAUUCAAAACACUUCGCUGUCCAAGAAUCGCUAAUUUUGAGGUUCAAGAAGAUUGUGUGGAGACAGAUACAGAGUUAGGCUUUAGAAGUAUUCAGACCAAAGAAAGGGGCAUUUACUUCAGUAAAAUAGACGAGAAUCCUUACGAUUGUAAUUUAACUCAAUCACUUAAAUCAAUUUAAGCCUUAAAUAAAAUAAUCUUCUGAAUGC
Molecule: messenger RNA, 1267 nt
Organism: Tetranychus urticae (two-spotted spider mite)
Lineage: Eukaryota; Metazoa; Arthropoda; Arachnida; Trombidiformes; Tetranychidae
Product: pancreatic lipase-related protein 2-like
Biological process (GO): lipid catabolic process
Molecular function (GO): lipase activity
Source: RefSeq, a predicted model, not a curated record